AUGUCAGGAUUGCCAGACAUCAACGACCCAACAGCGAUAGCAGUCUGGAAUAGAGCUGCUGCUCGCCUCGUGCGGGAGACCCUGGAGAGAAUCAUGACUUCGUCUGCGUCGACCGCUACUCCCAUGAAACAUGCCUUCGAGAGGCGUGUCCAGGACGUCAAGUCGCCCAAGAGCGACAUCAACGCCCUGAUCCUCGACUACCUCACGAUGGAGGGCUACUCUAGGGCAGCCGACAAGUUCAGCAAGGAAGCCAACCUGCAAGAACACCAGAUCGAUGAGACGGUGAAGAUUCGCCAGCAGAUUCAGAGAGCUAUCCACACUGGAAGCAUCCAGGCUGCCAUCGAGGCCCUGAACGACUUUGAUUCUGAGAUCCUGGAUAGGGAUCCCACCCUCCACUUUGCGCUUCUGCGCCUCCAGCUCGUCGAACUGAUUCGGUCGUGUACGGCGACGCCCGGCGGAGAUAUCACUCCCGCCUUGACCUUUGCCACGCACCACCUUGGUCCUCGAGCGCCUACGGAUCCUCGAUUCCUCAAGGAUCUGGAGGAGACAAUGGCUCUCCUGGUGUUCCCUCACAGCGAUCUCGAGCCCCAGCUUGCCGCAAUACUGCACCCUGACUUGAGACGCGGCGUGGCAGACGACGUCAACAAGGCUAUCCUGCAGCGUGAGACAGAGCGUAGGGAGGCCUCGAUUCGAAACCUGAUCCGGAUGCGUGCCUGGGCUGAAAACACUGCCCGGGCUGAGAAGAAGGCGCUACCAGACAGGAUAAGCAUUGGCCUCAACGGGGACGGCGACGCUGACGUCCACGACCCCAUGAUUGAGCCGGGACGCCAGGAGCAGAACGAACCUCGUUCCGACUCGGCUGAUACCCAGGACGCGUUGGAACAUUACGAGUCCGAAGAUUCAUAUCACGAUGGUGUUUUUGAUGAGUUUCACGACUCGGAAUAA
This is a messenger RNA of Colletotrichum siamense, 945 nucleotides long. Its product is annotated as Protein GID8-like protein. The record is from RefSeq and is a predicted model, not a curated record. Gene Ontology annotation, biological process: proteasome-mediated ubiquitin-dependent protein catabolic process. Lineage: Eukaryota; Fungi; Ascomycota; Sordariomycetes; Glomerellales; Glomerellaceae. Gene Ontology annotation, molecular function: protein binding. Gene Ontology annotation, cellular component: cytoplasm; nucleus. The transcript has 5 exons. The coding region runs from base 1 to 945 and encodes 314 amino acids.